Messenger RNA from Ctenopharyngodon idella (grass carp), 3319 nucleotides. Its product is annotated as oxidation resistance protein 1. The record is from RefSeq and is a predicted model, not a curated record. The coding region runs from base 467 to 2446 and encodes 659 amino acids. Gene Ontology annotation, cellular component: nucleus. Lineage: Eukaryota; Metazoa; Chordata; Actinopteri; Cypriniformes; Xenocyprididae. The transcript is spliced from 15 exons. Gene Ontology annotation, biological process: response to oxidative stress; regulation of transcription by RNA polymerase II.
AAAAUAAAAGUCAUUUUGCAGAUGGAAGUUAAUAUACCUGCUUAGCCAUACUGCACUGAAACAAAUGUAGAUUUACAAAUUCAAAUAUAUAGAGGGAGAUAUUUUCAGCUGGUACAUUCUGCAACGACAUUUCGAUUGUAAUUGGGAAUUUAAGCGAAAGUACGAGUUUAACCGAGCGGUCCUGCGCUCUUAUCUAAUGACUGGUGACAGAUUCACUGCAGAGGCAUCAAAACACAUGACAGCGCAUCAUGCGGAGCGUCCCGAUCAGCUGGUCGUUAUAUGGGUUUAUUAAAGACCAAGGUUUCAUGUAGAGUGCAGAGAAUGCUGAUGAGGAUGGAGAGAAGGAAGAGGAAGAAUUCCAGAUGCCGACACAGCAGUUGGCGAUCGUUCCAUCACUGAUUCCUGUACUGCAAAUGUGUUAACGUUUUUUUGACUGGUCAAUUCUCAGUCUCAGCAGUGAGAUCUCAUGGAUCACAGAGUUCAGAGAGACAAGUGCAGGGCCAGCUACUUUGGAAAUGUUAAGAAUAGACUGGGAUCAAAGCUGCCGGCUGGAAUUUCGCAGCCUCCAGGCUUCAUUACUGCCCAAUGUUCUGGUAUGCUGGGGAAAAGUGUUGGUGAGGAGUGUGUUAAAGGACAUCACCAAAUCCGAAACCCCAAACUAAGGCAGUACUAUCUAAAGGAGGCGGCAUUUCCAGUCAAAGAUCCAAACAUGAAGACUUUGGAGUCAUUGCGAAACAAUGAACAUGGACUACCCAAGAACAAGGCCUCAACGUCUACGGCGACAGCUUCUGAUCCACAUCCAAGACAAGAGCACAGCCUCGAUCCCACGCUGGAUAUUGGUGUUGUGGGAACUGCGACUCUUGUGUCCCCUUCCACAGAUGCGGAAUAUGACAAACUGAUGGAUGUGGAGGCAGUUCCUUUACCUGAUGGAAAUGUGUGUCUAUUGGCUCUUCCAUCUGAAUGCUCUCAGGGGGAGGGGCCAGCUGCAGUGUCUUGCCUCAAACUGUUCUCCCGUUACAUAACAGACAGAAAGGGUGUGGUCUCUGGAAUAUUGCUGGUGACGUCCAAUAAGAUCUUCUUUGACCCUCAGAAGUCUCACCCACUUGUUCAGGAGAAUGGCUGUGAAGAAUAUGUAUUCUCCUGCUCUGUGGAUGAUCUUACCUCAGUGUCCUUCUACACAGAUAUCUCUCACAUUCACUUCAGCAAGACAGCAUACAGAUCUAACAGUUGUAAGUCAUCAAAGAGCAAAACACACAGCCACAAGAAAACCUGCCAGUCAGCAUUAGAGGCCAUUCCCGCUCCUGAGUCCUCCAUUUCACAUGAUCUGACAGCGACUCUGGAUGCUGAAGAAGAGGAUGAGGUAGCUGGAGAGACUGGGGACAUGGCCGAAACUGAGAGGCAGCUGACUUUGGAGUCUGGUGGAAUGCUAACAGCUGCUGCUGCUACUUUCUGUUGUGGAGGACCAGACAGUGCUCAGAGAGGAAACAAAGAAUAUGAACACACAGUCAAAUCCGAACAUCAAUCAGAUUUGGAAAGACAUCUUUUAGGUCCUUGCACUUCUAAAUCUAGUAGUGGAAUAAACAGAUCUCUGAUGUUUGUGAGAAUUCGACAGAAACUGCAGCAUGGGAAGAAAAGGGCUUUCUCUAAACCUAAAAUUCUUUCCAGAGAUGUCUGGUUCACCAUGCAGCAGGAAAGCUCAGAUGAGCUGUACGCUUACAUGAGCCAGCAUCGACCAGACCUGUGCAUCCUGGAGGGAGGUGAGGAGGACCAGGCAGAGUGUGAUGAAGAGGAUUUUGUGCUUCUCGAUGAGGAGGAGCAGGAGGAGGAGGAGGAGAAGGGGUCUCCACGAGAAGGCCAGGCCGGGGAGGACUGGGAGAUGGUGUCAGUGGAGGAGAGUGGGCCGAAAGCUUCUGUCUCUACUGAACCAGAAGGUUUGAGUAACAUACUGAAGCAGAGUGUCGUACUGGAUGCCCAACAAGUUAGAGAGAUCUCGAGAGAGCUGCCUCCACGUACGAUCGGACGCACGUGGCAGCUGUCCUACAGCACGGACAAACACGGGGCAAGUCUCAAGACUCUUUACAGAAAACUCAGCACUACUGACUCACCUGUGCUGAUUCUCAUCAAGGACCACAACCAGCAGAUUUUUGGGAGCUUUCUCUCACACCCUCUACAUCCUAGUGAUGCAUUUUAUGGCACUGGAGAGACCUUCCUGUUCCUGUCUCACCCACGCUUUAAGUGUUUCCGAUGGACUGGAGAAAACUCUUUUUUCAUCAAAGGGGAUUUGGACUCUUUUGCCAUUGGAGGAGGAAGUGGUCACUUUGGUCUGUGGGUGGAUGAGAGGUUGUUCUUGGGCAGAAGCAGCCCCUGUUUCACCUUUAAUAACUGCAGCCUGUCUGAGACAAACGACUUCACGAUUUUGGAGUUGGAAGCCUGGACAUUCGGCUGACACGUGCUGUAAAUAAUCCAAAACAUCAUGAUUUAGUGGGAAAUAUGGCCAUUAAAAAAUAAACUAAUCAUCCAGUUUACGGACACCUGUAAAUGAAAGGAAAGAGAUCCUGGAAACUGUGAAUAUUCUUCCUUAAGUGAAGUCAAGGGAAGAGUUUUGCACCAGUGGAUGAAAGCUCACCUAUCGUCUUUACCAUCAUGAUGAAAAAUCCUGCUUCAUCUUGUGAUUAGAGUGCACUUCAUCGUACAAGAAAUAAUGUCUUAGUUAAGGUGAAUUCUGGGACAAAAUGCACAAACAACAUUAUCUGAAUGGUAUAUUUAUACUAGUGAGGUUGAUCAUGGAUCCCGCAUCAGUACUGUAGCGCUGGAUACACAGUGAACCUUUUUUUUUUUUUUAUCCGUGUUAAUUUAGGACUCAACACAAAUAAUCCACACCCUGACUAAAUGCCACUGAUUAAACUCAGUUACACUUUUACACAUGGAAAAGGUUUCACAUCACUCAAGCCAAAACAAAACCAUGACUGAAAUGACUUUGGGUUAAAUACCACAGACAUGUCACCCAAACCUCAGAGUUGCAUGUUUCAUGUCUUGAGAGACUUUUGGUGUCAAUUCUUUCUUAGACAUUCACAAACUCUUGUGCACUCCUGUGGAUUGGUUCCUAGCCUGUAGGAAAACCGUCUUCUUGUAAAUAACUCUUACAAAGGUAAUAACAUCAGUUAUUCAAAGAUAUCUGUACAAACGAUGGCUCUAAAAAUGUCAAACUUUAAGUAUAGUCAUACAAGACCAAUGCAAUAUUUACACAUGUGAAAUGCAGUCACUUAGUCCUAAAAGUGUUCAUUAACUUGUUACCUAAUAAACAUGAAAUUAACAGUAA